GUCCCUCCGCGGCUCCCGUAGAUGAACAGUAAAGUCAGACGUGUAUCUAACAAACAGGAAUUUCCUACCAAACAACAUGAAUGAGUCCUCUGAACCAGCGCUUCAUCACAACCUGUCUGUCUGAGACUCUUUACUGAUGAAUCCAACAGAGGAUGGCGUCUGACUUAACGUUAUUCUUCGACAAUCAUCAACAUUAUCCUGUGAUGGACAGUGAGACAGGCAUCAUGUCCAUCGACCAUGGAGGAGAGUGGGACAGCGUGUUCGAUGAGCUAGAAAACCUCGGAGAUGCAGAUGAGCUGCUUCAGGCCCUGGAGCACGCUGGCUAUGCCACUGAGGUUCCAGACCUGGACUUUGAUAUCGACAUACCGCUGUGGAAUGACGUGGACACAAGCAGCAUCUGCACAGAUGGUGAGGUGAGCGUGGACUCUCUGUCACCUGCCCACACUCUGAGCUCCGUCCCCUCUCCUUCCUCUGUGGAAGCCCUGUCACCGCCAUACUUCCUACAAGAUGAGGCCCUGUCACCACAAUCGCAGCCCUCUCCUGUUUCCGUCUGCUCAGAGUUCAGUGGCCUUUCUGUCAUCUCCUCCCCAGCUAAGAAAGCUCCGAAGAGGACCAGCCAGAUCGCACGAGCCAGACAAGCUCAGCCAAUCAAGAGGCCCAUUCAGAUCGGCCCGAAGAUCUCCAUCCAACCUAAACCUCUGAUCACAGCUGUGCCCCUGACUCACGCAGCAGCUCCCCUGCAGACCAAGACAAUCAUCAUCCAGCCCCUGCAGACCACGGUGCUGCCGGUGAUCAAACACGCUCCAAUCAACAUCCAACCAGCGCCCCCUCCAGGACGUCCCAUCGUGCUGUCUCAGCCAAGCCAGGUGCUACACAUCCAGACAUCACGGGCCAUCACCGCCAAUGUGGUCGCCAUGCCAACGCUCAGCCAGGACAGGCCCGUCCCUAUCGCUGCUCCUCAGGCGGUCUCCGUCACGCUUCGAGCCUCUUCCUCAGAUGAUGAUUCAAAGAUAUCUCAGAGGCAGCAGCGUAUGAUAAAGAACCGCGAGUCGGCAUCCCUGUCUCGGAAAAAGAAGAAAGACUACCUGCUCACGCUGGAAGCUCGCCUGAAUGUGGCGUUGUCUGAGAAUGAGCUGCUCAAGUGUGAGAAUGGAACCCUCAAGAGGCAGCUCGAGGGCCUGCUGAGUGAGAACACAGUACUGAAGGUAACGGCCCCCAAGAGGAGAGCGGUGUGUCUCAUGGCGGUGUUGGUGUUCGUUGUGCUUAACGUCGGACCAAUGAGUCUGUUUCCGGGCGGCCCAGGCUCCAAGCUCGGAGACAUCUCCAUGCAGCACAGCGGCAGACACCUGCUGGGUUUCACGUCAGAGGAAGAAAUCGAGGCUGUGAUUACCGAUUUACCCUCUGAGAUGGCCGACAGCUCUGAGGAUAAGGCCCUGAUGGUGGUGAAGGAUCCAAUCUUCCUCAGACCACCUCCCCCCUGCCUGCCUCCUGUUAACAGGACCAAGUGCUUAGAGUUGGCCCAUGAGUUGAGGGGUUGGGUCCACCGCCAUGAAGUGCAGCAGACCAGAUCCAGACGCAUGAGUAACAGCAAUCACAAACCCACCAGGACCAUUCUGAAAACAGAGAAUAAAGAGACUGACAGUGCCCAGAUUGUGACGGUCCAAUACACAGAAUCUACUGAGGAAAAGAAUCCUGGCAAUGAGCUGCAGGUCUACUACGCACCUCACCACACCUACGGUGACUUCUUUGAUGAGCUCAACCGUCGUGGCGACACUUUCUAUGUAGUGUCUUUCCGCCGGGAUCAUCUUCUACUUCCUGCCACCAGCCACAACAAAGGAAGUCGACCCAAGAUGUCUUUGGUGUUGCCAGCCAUGAACAUAAACGACAGCAUCAUACGGGACAAAGACUUCGAGGUGAUGAUGCAGAUCGACUGUGAAGUAACGGACACCAGGAUCCUCCACAUCAGGUCGUCCACCAUCCCUCCUCUGCUCCGGGUCAACCGCACAGACACUUUCUACCAGCACUCCUCCACUGACGGCCAGGCCGCGCCUCCUGUCGGCGUGCUAAUGGGGUCUGCUUAAGAUCACCUGUUAUGACUCCUCACCUAAACCCAUGAAGACAAACACAAGAUAAGACCUCGGUUUUUUGUGUGAUGAAUUAUAAUUUAAACUCCCACUGACUUGAUUUGAAUGAAAUACAAAUGUAGCUCAAAUUCUCAGCUCUAGUCAGACCCUUUCUUUAUUGGGUCUAAUAUCCGGAGGUAGUCUGUAAUAGGGUCCGAGCAGACGCUAGCUCCUUGUGUGGCAACACCGACUUCUCCCUGUAACCCCAGACGCCCCACAUAAAGGUAAUUGCUUAGCGGCAGGGGGCUGAGCAUUGAACCCUGAGUCACCUCGUCAUAACACAAAUACUUUUACCCUGUAGCAGCUCUCUUCAUGUCUGCUCUUUCUGUUUUUGUGCUCUUAAUUCUGGGAACAAGCUGCAAAGCCAGAGGAGAAAACAAAAAAUAUUCAUACACCUAAAAUUGAUCUCACUGGGAAGGUGUUUGUGAUAUUAAUGUUGGGUCGUUAUUGUCUCUGUUACUCAUUUGUUUCUUAAUUAAGGUACUUGUGAAAACAGUGAAACAGUGAGAGAUGCCAGAUUAAUUGAAUGCAGGCCAUAGAGGCGUUCAGUAAACUCAGGAAGUCAGGUGACCUGUGAGGCUAACCACUAUGUUGUUGGCUGGUUUCCAUUGAUUUAAGGAUUUCAGGUUUUGUUCAGUUGUUGGGUCUUUGCACUGUGCUCCCCUCAGAUUCAGAUAUUGUUCAUAUUUAUUUCUAUUACUAUGUCACAGUAAGACCUGCGGCGUGAUGCAGUUCACUCAUUUCUGGCAUCAAAACUUCUUCUGUCAAAAUGUAUUGAUUUGAUAUUUUCUCUGUGUGAUUGGGCUUUGUGGGAACUUUUUAUUCAUAUGGACUGCAGAAAACUAAAUGAAAUGUGGAUUGGAAGGAAACGUAC
This is a messenger RNA of Sebastes umbrosus (honeycomb rockfish), 2997 nucleotides long. It is a transcript of the gene atf6, whose product is annotated as activating transcription factor 6. The transcript has 16 exons. NCBI's taxonomy places the organism in Eukaryota, Metazoa, Chordata, Actinopteri, Perciformes, Sebastidae. Gene Ontology annotation, molecular function: RNA polymerase II cis-regulatory region sequence-specific DNA binding; DNA-binding transcription factor activity, RNA polymerase II-specific. Bases 153 to 2081 code for a protein of 642 amino acids. Gene Ontology annotation, cellular component: nucleus. Gene Ontology annotation, biological process: regulation of transcription by RNA polymerase II; endoplasmic reticulum unfolded protein response. The record is from RefSeq and is a predicted model, not a curated record.